Molecule: messenger RNA, 6433 nt
Organism: Dromiciops gliroides (monito del monte)
Lineage: Eukaryota; Metazoa; Chordata; Mammalia; Microbiotheria; Microbiotheriidae
Gene: LENG8
Product: leukocyte receptor cluster member 8
Exons: 15
Coding region: 156-2663 (835 amino acids)
Cellular component (GO): nucleus
Source: RefSeq, a predicted model, not a curated record
GGCGUGCUGACGUUGCACGCGUGCGCUUCCUCGCCACGUCCCUUCCUCCUCUGCUGCCGUCCCUCGCGCGUUGGAUUCAGCGCCGGAGGAAGAAGUCGCCGUCAGUGAGAAGCGGGCCGCCGUCCCGGGCCCCCCACGGCCAGCCCGAGGUCCGAAUGGCUGCCAAUGUGGGUGACCAGCGCAGUGCCGAGUGGGCGGCGCAGUACAGCCUGGGGAGCGGGCCGGUCCGGGACAGCGGCAUGGACGCGCCCAUGCACGAGAACCCCGAGUGGGAGAAGGCUCGCCAGGCCCUGGCCAGCAUCAGCAAGGCCAGCGCCACGGGCAGCUCGGCCAAGAACAGCAGCAAUGGCCAGGUGGCCGCCGCCCAGUAUGUGGCUCAGGCCGACGCCGCCGCGCUCCAGCAGCAGCAGUAUUACCAGUGGUACCAGCAGUACAACUACGCCUACCCCUACAAUUACUAUUACCCUAUGAACAUGUACCAAAGCUAUGGCUCCCCAGGCCAGUACAGCCUGACCACCAGCUAUGCGACAGCCGCACCGCAGCAGGCAGCGACCCCUGGGCAGCACCAGGGAGCCCUCACCCAGCCUCCAGUUCCUGGCAUGGAAGAAACGAUGUCCUACCCGACCCCUCCUCAGCAGUUACCAGCAGCCCAGCCCCCUCAGCCACCCCCACCUCCCCAACACACCGGACACACAUUAGGGAGUGGGGCUCAGCCUGGGGCCUCCUCAGCUCAGCAUGGGCAAGCUAGCCCAGUCACCAAUCAGGCCUAUGGGCAGCACAGUUACUCAGAGCCUCCCAAGCCCAAGAAAGGACAGCAGCUGUGGAACCGUAUGAAACAAGCCCCAGGGGCCGGCAGUGUCAAGUUCAACAUCCAGAAGCGGCCCUUUGUGGUCACCAGCCAGAACUUCAGCACUAACUCUGAGGGACAACACGGCAGCUUUGGGACCCAGUCCAGUACGGAGAAACCACAGAGCCACAGCAUGCCCCCAAACCGGAACUUAUCGGGCAAGCCCGAGGACUGGCCCCAAGACAUGAAAGAGUAUGUCCAGCGCUGCUUCACCGCCUGUGAGUCUGAAGAGGACAAGGACCGGACAGAGAAGCUUCUCAAAGAGGUCCUACAAGCCCGGCUUCAGGACGGCUCAGCCUACACCAUCGACUGGAGCCGAGAGCCACUGCCGGGGCUGAGCCGGGACACUAUGACAGAGAGCCCCAAGAAGAAGCGGUGGGAAGCCUCCUCCAUCCUUCACCCUGCCCGGGGAAUUGGGGGCACACCUCGGGGCGGUGGGACUCAGCCCCAGCGGGGGGCAGGGGGCACUGGGAGUGCUGGCCGGGGGCGUGGCAGCAGCUUCGCCACCAAGUUUGGAAAUCGGAAUGUGUUCAUGAAGGAUAACAGCUCCUCCUCAAGCACAGACUCACGAUCCCGCUCUUCCUCCCGCUCGCCUUCCCGCCAUUUCCGACGAAGUGACUCGCACUCAGACUCAGACAGCUCCUACUCAGGCAAUGAAUGUCACCCAGGGGGCCGAAGAAACCCACCCCCCAAAGGCCGGGGUGGCCGGGGAGCUCACAUGGACCGGGGCCGAGGGCGUAUGCAGCGUGGGAAAAGGCACGACCUCAUCCCCGCCAAGCGCAGCCGCAAAAAGCCACCAGCAGUCAUGGAAUGUGAGGACCCAGAACGGGAAUUGAAGAAGCAGAAACGGGCUGCUCGCUUCCAGCAUGGGCAUUCUCGGCGCCUGCGACUGGAGCCUUUGGUGCUACAGAUGGGCAGCUUGGAUGGCGGGAGCACUGACCCUGACUGGAAUGAGCUUAAGAUUGUGGGAACCUGCCCAGACAUCACCAAACACUACCUCCGGCUUACCUGUGCACCAGACCCCUCCACCGUGAGGCCUGUGGCUGUUUUGAAGAAGUCGCUGUCCAUGGUGAAGUCUCACUGGAAGGAGAAGCAGGACUAUGCUUUUGCCUGUGAACAGAUGAAGUCCAUACGCCAGGACCUGACUGUACAAGGCGUACGGACAGAGUUUACUGUGGAGGUGUAUGAAACACACGCGCGAAUUGCCCUGGAGAAGGGUGACCACGAAGAGUUUAACCAAUGCCAGACGCAGCUGAAGUCACUGUAUGCGGAGAACCUGCCAGGCAAUGUCGGAGAGUUCACUGCUUAUCGCAUCCUCUACUACAUCUUUACCAAGAACUCUGGGGACAUCACCACAGAACUGGCCUACUUGACUCGAGAGCUGAAAGCAGACCCCUGUGUGGCCCAUGCCCUGGCACUGAGGGCAGCCUGGGCUCUGGGCAACUACCACCGCUUCUUCCAGUUGUACCGGAAUGCACCCUGCAUGUCAGGCUACCUUGUGGACAAGUUUGCCGAUAGGGAACGGAAGGCUGCUCUCAAGGCCAUGAUCAAAACGUAUGUGAGGGCCGCCCAGUCCCCCCACAUCCUCAUUCCUGUGACCGCCCCCUCCCAUCUGCCCGCUCUUCAUCUCUCCUCCCUCCGCCCCCAUCUGUGGCUCCCUCCCUCUUCACUGGCUGGCCGCCCCAUUCCUCUCCCUAUCGCAUUCUCCCUUCUCUCAUCUCUGUCCUGUCUUAUUUUUUGUCUUGGCUCAUCCUUCAUCCUUCCUACCAGCUCCUUUGGCAUCUCCUACUUCUAUCCUUUUGUCUCUUCCUUUUAGCGCCCUGCUCUUUCCUCCUGUUCCUUCCUAAUUCUCCAUUCAUGUGUCUGUUAUACACGAUUUCUGAGUCAGUUUGGAAGCAUCAUUAAGCAGCCGCUGGGCUCUCACAGAUAAGGCCCAGGAUCUGGUUGGGGGUGUUGUCCCCCAGCCUGAGGGGCUCUUGGGAGAGACUCUCAGAACUUGAGAAAGAAGGUCCUCAUGAACCACCUAGCCCAACCCAGAGCUCAAAGGAAUCCCCUUCAUGAUGUCCCUGAAAUUUGGUGAUGCUGCGAGAGUGCUGCUGAGAGUGGCGGGUUUUUCCUUCCCGUUUGCCUCAGGUGGCCUCUUGGCAGCCAUUGCUGCCCAUUGCUUGUAGGCCUCCCUCCUGGGGCGGGGCAGAGCAGAGCAAACUAACCCCUCUUUCCUGGGACGAGCCUUGGAGUACUUGGCAGCUAGCUCUGACGCCCCACUGAGACGUCUAUAUUUCAGGGCAGACGCCCCUGGUUUGGCUAGUUAGUCCUCAAGGGUCCCCCACCUCGGGCAGCUCUUGAGCUAACUGCCGUCCUCCUUCCAGUGUGGCUCCCAGAAGUGCACACGGGACUCUCCAGGUGGGGGCUGACCAGGGCAGAGGAGAGCAGGUGUAGCCCACGCCUCCUUGUUGCUGGAUGUUGUGCUCCAGAUGGCAUGCGUGGGGCUGGCUCCUGUGUGUCCGAAGGCCGGGAAGGCCCCAGACUGGCUUCACUGUGCAGCUGGUGGGGAGGUGAUUGACUUCCCCUGGAUCCCCUUGAAUCUCAUCUUCUAGAUUCAGUCCCACUGUCGGCUACUGUGUGACUGCUGCACCCAGAUUUGGGGCAGCUGCGCUUGGGUGACUUGGCCAUCUCUGCCUUUAAUAUUCAAGUCAUUGGUAGGACGAUUAAGCCACAGUUGGGUGGGGUGGAGUGCAGAGCAUGUGGGUGUGUCAGAGGGUUAGGGUUCAAAUUCCACAUCAGAGAAUUGGCUUUUCUUGUGACCUUGGGCAAGUCACUAACCCUCCCUGAGCCUCAGCUUCCAUAAAAAACAACCGGGAAAGGUUGUACUAUAAGGCCACUGACCCCCACGCUCAGUAGAGCCCUCCUGAGUGACACGGCCAUCCAUUCACGCCUUGUCUUUGGUUCCAGCCAGUUAGCUGUCAGGUGGCAUCCUCGUUGGACACACUCUCUUCUAACCCACAUUCUUUGUCCAAGUCUUGAUAAGCUUCAUAGCUCUGUCCACAAAGGAGAGGUCAGUGAGACCCGAUUUCUUUGGGGGGAGGCUGGCCCGUGCUCGGUGGUUCUUCAAGACCACCUGUCCCCCCUGGCGUUUGCCAGUGCCUCAGGGUCAUCCAUCUGCUCUUCCCUCAGCAGAUCCAUCGACCUUGCUUAUGGUACCCAAGGAUGUUGUUUCUGGGGAGUGGGGGGCUUGGCCUUCUCAAGGACAGUCAUCUCCAUCCUGGCUGGCAGUGCCUCUCAGCCAGGUGUCUCUGCUUUCCCCUCUGCCUGACUCCAGGAGAAGUUGAGCCUCUCUCGUGUGUGUCUGUGUCUGUGUGUCUGUGUGUCCAUCCCCAGCACUGAACCUCACCCAUCUGGAUCCUUUCUCAAUCCUCUUCUCUAAAACAGCUGUCAGAAGAGCUCCCCUUGUGGGUACCUGUCUGCCUCCCCCCACCACGUUCUGAGCUUUAGUAUAGUCUUAUACAAUUAAGCCCCGGCCUCCUAGUCAUCUCUAGGUAUUUGUUCUGAUGUACGUUCAUUACCUUCAUUUAAACAGGGCUCGCCAAACUGCAGCCCUCAGGUCUGUGAGAAGACUUGAUGUUUUAUUUAAAAAUGCAAGGAAGGAAAUGGGCCGGACACUGUGCCGAGCCCUUUUCAAUGAUCAUUUCAUUUGACACUCAGCAUUUCCUAGAGGACGCUGCUAUUAUUUUCCCUGUUCUACACAUGGAGAAAACGGAGGCAGAGGUGAAGUGACUUGGCCAGGGGUGCUCUAUGCACUGGGACACCCCCUAGGUGCCAUGGGGUUAAAGCCCUCAUUCAAGCGUAAGGCUUUUAUACACAUGGACUGAAGAAGUCCCGUGUCAUCUGCACAGACUUCUUCAGGCAGCCCCCCCCCCCUUUUCUCUUUGUCUUCAGUCUCCUUAGACCAUUGGGUCCUCACCAUCCUUCCUUGGACACCUUGGAAACCCCCCCAAACCAGGGUGGCCCAUGAGGCUGGUCCUAGCUGCCCUGCAGGGCCCCCUCAGGGAGGUUCUAGUCUGCCCUGAGGACAACUCCUGGGCCAGCAGAGCUGAAGUGAUGCUGCCCUACCUCUCCUCCCGGUAACUGCUCUUCCCUUUGGGUGUCAGGCACGUUGAGGUCCCAGUCAGCGCCUUGCCUUGUUCUCUCCAGCUCUGGAGCUUCCCUCCCUGUGCUUUGGGUGUUUGGGUGUAGACAGGUGAGGCCAGUCAGUUACUACUGUGGCUGUCUACACAGAUGUCCUCAUUGUAGCAGCUCAGGGUCUAGGACUUGGAGCCAGAAGCCUGUGCCUGGGCAGGUUUUCCCUCCUAGCUUUCUGUCUGAAGGAAACCUUCCUGUGUUGUGCCGAAAGCCAGCCAGAUGUUCAUCAGACAGGCCAGGAACCCCUCUCUCCCCGCUGUUCUGAUUGGGGGCGUGCUGUAGGUUUUCCACUGCCAGCCUGCUCAGAAGGAGCCCUGAGGCAGAAUUUGGCUGGGAAAUGAAAUUCUCUUUCUCAACCAAGUCUUCCCAUCACCAGCUUACUUCCUAGGAAGACAAUUGGACCUGCCCCAGGUUCAGAUUGUAGCACUUAGAACUGGGGUGGGGGGGAUCUUAUAGGAACAUCUAGUCUAAUGGCCUCCUUUUAUUGAUGAGACCCGGGACAUCAGGGAAGGGAGUACCCAAGGUCCUUCAAAGAGCAGAACUCAAGAUUUGAACCCAGAUCUUCUGACUUUAAAGCCAGUGCUUCUGGGGCCAGGCAGCCCAGAUAGUGCUUGGAGGGCAUGCUGCCAAGGCCACAGCUGGGGAGCAGGGCAGGGCUGGCAAAGUGUUUUCCUCCAUGGAGCUGCCCUUCCAAUCCUAAUCUGGGGCCUUCUCGGUGCCCUCGACCUGUGUCAGCUGUUUCUGUUGCUUCCUUGUGAGUGAACGUAUGUGGUCUGCACUCUGUAGCUGGCUGCCUGGUUGUUCCUGGUGUGCAUGUAUGUGUAUGUGUGUACACAUGUGUGUGCGCGGGAACUCUUCCUCCUGCUCUGUAGGUAGCUUGUUUCUCUUUCCCUGUGUCGUCCUCCCAGCUCCACAGCCAGAGCUGUGCUCCCCUCUCUGGGGGCCGGGAGCCUUGGACUCCUGGUCCCUUAGCUAUCUGUUUUUGUCUUUGCCCCCUCACUUUCCCCUACCUCCCUGCACAGGUAAGUGGGGGUGAAGGGGGGUUGGUGGACAGUGGCUUUCCCGUCUUCCCUGGCCCACAAUGCUCUGGUGGGGAGGUCAUUCUGAGGGGCUCGUCUGAGCUCACAUCCCUGGCCUUGGAUGCAUUGGGUCCCUCAGCUGGGACGGGGGGAGGGGGUUGGGUGAUGACUACCAAUUUCUGGGGGUCCCUGGGCCCCAUCUCUUCCCCCCACCCUUCAUCCAUGUCUCCUCUUGUCUCCAUAGCUUCCGCCCGGCGCUGCCCGUCUCCUUCGUGCAGGGGGAGCUGGCCUUCGAGGGCGAGGCCGCCUGCCGAGCCUUUCUGGCCCCCUUGGGCCUGGGCUACGUGGGGCCCGACAACACCAGCAUCGACUGCCGGCUCAGCGUGGC